AUGGCACGCUCUGCAGCCAAGACAUCUGCGCUCGUCGCAUCUACUAUUGUUUUCACUCUUGGUGCACAUGCAUUUCCACGCGGAGAUACAGCUCACAACCCAGACAAUCCCAACCGACACUUGCUCGCCCGUGCCAUCACAGCCGAUACCUCCAAGCUCGAUGGCAAAACUUUCGAUUUCGUCAUUGUUGGCGGUGGAACAGCAGGUCUCGCCAUGGCUUCUCGAUUGACAGAGUACUCGAAUAUGACAGUCGCUGUCAUCGAAGCAGGUGGUGAUGGUUCUGACCACGCAGAUAACAUCAAUAUUCCCGGAUAUUCAUAUCUCCACGGAUUAACCGGCAGCGAUGCAGAUUGGUCAUACACCAUCACAAACCAGUCCAGCGCCGGGAACCGUGCGACUAAAUGGCCUCGAGGGAAAGUCCUUGGAGGCAGUGGUAGCACAAAUGGCAUGUUCUGGGGUAUUGGUUCGGCACACGAUUGGGACGCAUGGUCUACGCUCUUCCCUACUUCUUCGCCGUCCUACAACUCUUCCAAACUUCCAAACGGAACGCCAGCAUCCUUCCCAUGGACAUGGACCCAGAUCCAGCAUUACCACAAAAAAUCAGAGACCUUUCACGCUCCUCCUGCUGAACAACAAUCCAAAUAUGGUAUGAUGAUCGAUGCCGACGCGCAUGGAACCUCGGGUCCGAUCCAAACAACCAUGAGCGAAUUUAUCUACGACCCGGUCUCUAAUUGGGUUCCCACGCUCGUAAACGUGGGCAUGAAGAAAGGUGACUUGGCGAGCGGAGACACCAAUGUCGCGACCAUUACUCCCAGCACCUUGAACCCGAGCAACUUUACAAGGAGUAACAGUCUUGCCGGUUACAUUACCCCCGUGGGACCUCGGAGCAACCUUGUGAUUUUGACCGGGGUACAAGCGACAGGUCUUGUGUGGGGUUCCAAGAAAAACGGCGGCGCUGUUGCCACGGGUGUGAAUUUCGCUGCAAGUGCUGGUGGUCAAACUUAUUCAGUCAAAGCUUCCAAAGAGGUUAUCCUAUGUGGUGGUGUCAUUGGUUCUGCCCAAUUGCUGCAAGUUUCCGGAGUAGGACCGAAGGCUCUCAUGGACUCUCUUAAAAUCCAAUCAGUCGUUGAUCUACCAGGGGUUGGCCAAAAUUUGCAGGACCACGAGGCCACUACGGUCACUUGGUCCGUUGACGGGGCAACAUGGGCCGACCUGGCGGGCAACGCCACGCUCCAAGCAGAACAGCUCGUAGAAUUCCGAGAGUCUUCAACCGGGCUAUGGACAUACAUCAACGAGGCAGUCGCAUAUCCAAAUAUCCAGAAUAUCAUGGGAACAUCUGCCGAUACCUGGAUUUCCUCUGUUUCUUCCCAACUUUCCAGCGCUCUGUCGUCGCUCUCGACCGCCCAAUCCCUCGAUAGCACCGUUCUCAAGGGAAUAACUCAGCAAUUCAAUAUUCAACUCGACAUGCUCAAGAACGGUGUCGGUCAAUUAGAAAUUAUUAUGACUAUGCUUGCGGGUGCUGGAAACGUUGGUAUUCAGGUUGCCCAGCAGCACGCGUGGAGUAGAGGAGAACUCAGGAUCUCUAGCGCGAGUAUCUGGGACUACCCUACUAUCAACCCGAACUAUUUAUCGAAUGGGUGGGAUGUGGAUAUUAUGAACGCUGGGAUCAAGUUUGUCAGACGCGUGGGUUCGACCGAGCCAAUGAGUUCCUACUUGAAAACCGAGGGUGGCGGAACAAGCGCGGCAACGACAGACGCGGCGAUCAAUAGCUACGUCGCCAACAGUAUUGCGACCGGUUAUCACCCCAUCGGCACUUGCUCCAUGCUUCCGCUCGACAUGGGAGGUGUGGUCGAUACAACCCUGCGCGUGUACGGGACCACCAACGUGCGCGUGAUCGACGCGAGCGUGAUGCCGAUCCACGUGACCGCGCAUACAAUGGCCCCGGCGUACGCGAUUGCCGAGUACGGUGCGGAUAUUAUCAAGAUGGCUUACUGGCCUGUGCCUCCCUCGGCUUCGACCACAAGCUCUAAGGCUGGCGGUCCUAGCGGCACCCCUGAUACGGAGACUGGUGUCGCAACUGGUGGGUUGUCCCAAACCCAAAGGACGGCUGCCAUUGCAGCGUCGAUUGGUGGUGCGGCUGCUGUCGCUGCCUUGAUUGCCGUUUUGUUCUUUAUUCGCAAGCGAGGGAAAAAGGCAAAUGCACAAGAAGAUGCUUAUUCUGGAGCGUAUGCUACCGACCAACGCCGUUCCGAUCUUCCCAUGCAAACCCUUUCUCAAUCCGACCUCAACGCCCCGAUUGCUCCAUUCAAGACAGGCGGGAAGCCCGACUACCGUAUGUCUGCGUCGACCAUGGAUACCGCGCAGCUACACGCUGCUACUCCUAUGCAAGAGCACCAACACUUGCACUACGAUGACCCUCAUUCUCCUGGGUACGCCUAUGGCUCUCAGACAUUUAAUCCAUACACCGACGCCAGCGCACCUGGCACUCCAUACAUGGGCCCUGCACCUGGGCUUAAUCCCGGCAAUCCCCAUGAGUAUCAAUAUGUGAGCGGUAGAGCCUCCCCAGGAUCCAAUACUGGUGCUCGGAUAUGA
This is a messenger RNA of Rhizoctonia solani, 2592 nucleotides long. Its product is annotated as GMC oxidoreductase. The transcript has 14 exons. NCBI's taxonomy places the organism in Eukaryota, Fungi, Basidiomycota, Agaricomycetes, Cantharellales, Ceratobasidiaceae. The coding region runs from base 1 to 2592 and encodes 863 amino acids. The record is from RefSeq and is a predicted model, not a curated record. Gene Ontology annotation, molecular function: oxidoreductase activity, acting on CH-OH group of donors; flavin adenine dinucleotide binding.